AUGGGAAAACUUGAAAAUACUUCCUGGAUCAACGAUCCUCUCAUGAAGUACCUGAACAGCACGGAGGAGUACCUGGCUCACCUCUGCGGACCCCGGCGCAGCCACCUCUCCCUCCCAGUGUCUGUGACCUAUGCGUUGAUCUUCGUGGUGGGGGUGAUGGGCAAUCUUCUAGUGUGCCUGGUGAUCCUCCGACAUCAGACCUUGAAAACACCCACCAACUACUACCUCUUCAGCCUGGCUGUCUCAGACCUGCUGGUCCUGCUCUUUGGGAUGCCUCUGGAGGUCUAUGAGAUGUGGCACAAUUACCCCUUCCUGUUUGGGCCGGUGGGCUGCUACUUCAAGACCGCCCUCUUCGAGACUGUGUGCUUUGCCUCCAUUCUCAGUGUUACCACAGUUAGCAUAGAGCGCUAUGUGGCUAUCGUCCACCCGUUCCGAGCCAAGCUGGAGAGCACGCGGCGCCGGGCCCUCAAGAUCCUCAGCCUGGUCUGGGGCUUCUCUGUGGUCUUUUCUUUGCCCAACACCAGCAUCCACGGCAUCAAGUUCCAGCACUUUCCCAAUGGGACCUCCGUGCCCGGCUCUGCCACCUGCACAGUCACCAAGCCCAUGUGGGUGUACAACUUCAUCAUCCAAGCCACCUCUUUCCUCUUCUACAUCUUCCCGAUGACCCUCAUCAGUAUCCUCUACUACCUCAUGGGGCUCAGACUGAAGAGAGAUGAGUCCCUUGAGGCAGACAAAGUGACUGUGAACAUUCACAGACCCUCCAGAAAAUCAGUCACCAAGAUGCUGUUUCCUUUGAUCCUUUUGAUUCUAUGCUGGGCCGGAACAAAGACAGAACAACUGAAAAUAUAG
Messenger RNA from Onychomys torridus (southern grasshopper mouse), 849 nucleotides. It is a transcript of the gene Nmur2, whose product is annotated as neuromedin U receptor 2. Gene Ontology annotation, molecular function: neuromedin U receptor activity. The transcript has 3 exons. Gene Ontology annotation, biological process: G protein-coupled receptor signaling pathway. Gene Ontology annotation, cellular component: plasma membrane. Bases 1 to 849 code for a protein of 282 amino acids. The record is from RefSeq and is a predicted model, not a curated record. NCBI's taxonomy places the organism in Eukaryota, Metazoa, Chordata, Mammalia, Rodentia, Cricetidae.